This is a messenger RNA of Acanthopagrus latus (yellowfin seabream), 2933 nucleotides long. RefSeq names its product DnaJ heat shock protein family (Hsp40) member C21 (gene dnajc21). The coding region runs from base 511 to 2130 and encodes 539 amino acids. Gene Ontology annotation, cellular component: cytoplasm. Gene Ontology annotation, molecular function: zinc ion binding; nucleic acid binding. Lineage: Eukaryota; Metazoa; Chordata; Actinopteri; Spariformes; Sparidae. The transcript has 12 exons. The record is from RefSeq and is a predicted model, not a curated record.
CACAACACACACACGAACUAUGAUGCUUAGUUUGGUUUUUAUUUUUUUUCGGUAAUUUUACAACUUACAAAACCCAAAUUCACUGCUUGAUAAACAACAAAUCAACUGUGUGGGGUCAGCAAAGUGCGAUUUAAGAUUCAAAUAUGCUGAUACGAUAAAGGAGCAGUUCUCGCGAGAUUUAGCGGCACUUGAGAGAACAGCUAUGUACCCUGCUUGAGGUCCCCAAAAAACCGGUCGUGGUGGUCGUAACAGGUGUAUAACAGGCUGUUAUUCAUUGAUAACGGACACUGGACUUGUUUAAAUAUGUAAGGCUAAAACAAUUCAUUAUUGUUGCCGUCACUUUAGAAGUCUGAAUUAUUCCAGGAGGAGGUAGGAUAGAGGUGUUGACCGGUCGCUAGCAUGCAGUUAGCCAGAUGCUAAAGCUAGCUUGGACAGCGUGAACAACAUUUUUUUUUUUUUUUUUACCGGCAUUUAUUCUCGAGUAGAGUCUCUCUGUACAGUUAGCUCACAAUGAAGUGUCACUACGAAAUCCUGGGUGUGAAACGGGAUGCCGGAGACGACGAUUUGAAGAAGGCGUAUCGUAAAUUGGCAUUAAAGUGGCAUCCAGAUAAAAACUUGGACAAUUCUGAGGAGGCUGCAGAGCAUUUCAAGCUGAUCCAGGCAGCUUAUGAUGUCCUGAGUGAUCCACAGGAGAGAGCGUGGUAUGACAAUCACAGGGAGGCUCUGCUGAAAGGAGGACUGAGUGGAGAUUACGAAGAUGACAGCAUCGACCUGCUGCAGUAUUUCACGGUCACCUGCUACUCCGGCUAUGCAGAUGACGAGAAGGGCUUUUACACAGUCUACAGGAAUCUCUUUGAGUCCAUUGUUAAGGAGGAAAUGGAGCACGCCAAGGUGGAAGAUGAGGAUGAGGACGAGGACUUUCCUCCCUUUGGAGACUCUCAGAGCGACUAUGAUACUGUAGUGCACGUGUUUUACGGCUACUGGCAGAGCUUCUGCACUCGUAAAAACUUUGCCUGGAAGGAGGAGUAUGACACGAGGCAGGCCUCCAACCGCUGGGAGAAAAGGGCCAUGGAGAAGGAGAACAAGAAGACCAGAGAGAAAGCCCGUAAGGAGCGCAACGAGCUCGUGCGGCAACUCGUGGCUUUCGUCCGCAAGCGUGAUCGCCGCGUGCAGGCGCACAGGAAGCUGGUGGAGGAGCAGAACGCUGAGAAAGUCAAGAAGGUGGAGGAGCUGAGGCGGAAGCAGAAGCUCAACCAGGCUAAACUGGCAGAGGAGUACAAGGAGCAGAGCUGGGCGGCCAUGUCUGAGCUGGAGAAGGAGCUGCAGCAGAUAGAGGCUCAGUACGGAGAGGAGUUUGGAGACGCAUCAGAGAGCGAGGAAGAAGAGAACAGUGAAGAGGCAGGAGAUGCAGAUCAGCCUGAUGGAGAUGAACUGACAAUCGACUAUUAUGAUGAUCUGUACUGCCCAGCCUGUGACAAAUCCUUCAAGUCAGAUAAAGCUAUGAAAAACCAUGAAAAAUCCAAAAAGCACAAAGAGAUGGUGGUGUUGCUGCGGCAACAGCUGGAGGAUGAAGAAGAAUCACUCGGUUUGAACCAGGAUGGAAAGGAGGGAGGAGAGGAGGAAAAAGAGCAGGAAGAAGAGGAGGAGGAGGAGGAAGAGGAGGAAGACAAACCGAGGCAGAAGCUGUCAAAAAAGCAGAAGAGGAAAAAGAAACAACAGAAAGUGGUUCAAACUGCUGUGGAGCAGGAGGUGGAGCAGGAGGUGAAGGAGGAGGAGAAACCAACGCCAACCACCUGCGAGGAAGAUGUCCCCGAGAAGUCAGCGGAUCCUGGAGAGCCGGAGAAGCAGGAUGAACCCCCUCCCACAGGAGUCAAGAGCAGCUCUGGGAAGCCAAAGGGAAAGAAGGGAGGAGGGAAAGACAAGCCGAAGAACGUCAAGUCAAACACGGGAGGAGAACAGGCUCCUGAGAAGGAACUAAUCCUCCACUGCGUGACCUGUAACAACGAGUUCCCCACCAGAAACAAGUUGUUUGACCAUCUGAAGACCACCGGCCACGCAUCACCUCUCCCCUCAGGCGCUGCUCACAGCUCUGUGAGCAAAAGCAAAAAAGACAAGAGGAAGAACAGAUAACGCAUCAUUCACCUGGUCUGAAGAACCUGAAGGAGUUGGACUCUGCCGGGACGACACUCUGAGAAGUGUCAGGAGGAGUGAAAACUAGAAGAAGCCUUUCUGAGAAUGGACUUUAACGGACUGGAGUGGCUGACGGAGAGUGGAUAGUUUCUUUUAUUUUUAAUUACACAAUCAUGUGGAGUGAGACAGCUGUGUAUGUAUGAGAGACCUCUUUUUCUGUUCUUCCAGAUUGGAAUGACGGAAACGUUUACUGUACCUUUACCAGAAACCUAUGAAACUCACUGCACUGAUAAACCAGCGAACAACAGUGAGAUGUGCAGAGGACACGUUUACCCCUUUUAUCAAAGAAGUUCUGAUACCAUUUUUCCUUCCUGAAACCAAUCUGAUGCCUGAUUAUUGUGCAUUUGCCGAUACCCACUCCUGAUCUGAUCCCAGUCUGAUCCCAGUGUGUUUAAAAACAACUGUAUUACUUAUUGAACAGCUGUAUUCUACCCUUGUAUGGCUGUUAUGUUAUGGAUGUGCUUGGAAGUUACACAAGUCGCCUGCUGUUUAUGGCACUUAGCUACUUGAGCAGUAACAACAUGGAGGUGGCACGAUCCCAUUUCUGUUUCUAGUGAAUAAACGCUGUGCUGUUGAUGAACUCGCCAGUACUAACUUCAGCAUUCUGGGCGGUAUCAGAAUGACUCUGAUGAUCAGAUCCCUUUCUGGAAUCGCCUCUCUUGGUUUGCCAUGAAGAGCUCAGGCGUGGUAUUACUGCAUCAUGAAAAUAAAAGUGAUACUGCAUGUCGGUAUUUAAACAACAA